Morone saxatilis (striped sea-bass) is the source of this 474-nucleotide messenger RNA. Its product is annotated as nck-associated protein 5-like. Gene Ontology annotation, biological process: microtubule bundle formation; microtubule depolymerization. Lineage: Eukaryota; Metazoa; Chordata; Actinopteri; Moronidae. Bases 1 to 474 code for a protein of 157 amino acids. Gene Ontology annotation, cellular component: microtubule plus-end. The transcript is spliced from 4 exons. The record is from RefSeq and is a predicted model, not a curated record.
AUGAGGGUGAACAAAGAGGAAGAAUCAGGCCGCGGAUGUCUCUGCUGCCAGACUGCAGUCAUGAGACUGGGAUGGCCCGGAGAGUACGAGGCCUUGUUAGGCAUGGAGGAGACGGUGCGAACACUACUACAGAACCAGGACUCACUGGAAGGGCCCAAGGUGGACCCACUGGACCUCAUGAAAGCCUAUAAGGACAAACUGCUGGAGGAAAUGUGGAAGCAGCAGGAUAGUCUGGAGGGUCCCACAGCCACCGCAGCACAGAUGCCUGUGUCGCCUGAGGCCGGCGGAGGGUCGGAGGAAAAUUCAAAGGACAGCAAUCCCCUGCUAGAGCGACUCAGAGCCCUGGAGGCGGAAAACUCUGCUCUGUCAAUGGAAAAUGACAAUCAGAGGAAGCAAUAUGAACGCUGUCUGGAUGAGGUGAGUGUUCCUGUUCUCUCAGCACUUUCAACAUCAAACACGUCCUGUGUCAUGUAA